AUGGACUUGGGCGACAUGAACAACGUGGAUGAGGGCUAUGAAGAUCCGGAAGAGCAGGGCACUGACGAGAAUCCCUACGACAUUGAUGCCAUGAAGGAGAACAUGCAGCCAGCUGAAGAACCUGAACAGGAAGACACCGAGAAUUCUACCGAGGAUGAGCAAGGCGACCCCCAGAGUGAUGGCAGCGACUCCGAGGAAGAUGUCGCAGGCAUUGAAAGCAAGCCAGGCCAGGAGGAUGAAGACAACGGCCAAGAAGAAACUGGCGAAGAGGAGAGAAAGAAGAACCAGAGACGCAGACUCCUGGCGGAGUCGAGGAAGAGGCGCAACUAA
Molecule: messenger RNA, 330 nt
Organism: Drosophila ananassae
Lineage: Eukaryota; Metazoa; Arthropoda; Insecta; Diptera; Drosophilidae
Product: acidic leucine-rich nuclear phosphoprotein 32 family member B-like
Exons: 1
Coding region: 1-330 (109 amino acids)
Source: RefSeq, a predicted model, not a curated record